AUGAGUCUGGGUGAGGGUGAUGCUGGCGGCGACGGGUCUGGAUGGCGGCAGCUUAGGGUGGCGGAGGGUGAAGCGCUGCUGGGUGAGGGCGAUGCUGGCGGCGGGUGGCGGAGGGUGAAGCGCUGCUGGGUGAGGGCGAUGCUGGCGGCGGGUGGCGGAGUUUUCGUAUUCAUGGGGAGUUGUUCGUUGUUUGAUCUGGAGCGGCACUUCGCGUUCUAUGGAGCUUAUCACAGCAACCCAACGAAUAUUUUGAUUCACAUGAUAUUCGUCUGGCCGAUUCUCUUCACUGCCCAAUUGAUUCUCUACUUCACGCCUUCUUUACCGCCCAAGUUUGAGUUCUCCAUCUUGGGGAUCGAUGCCCUUCUAGUUCUCAAUGUUGGGUUGUUGUUUACAGUGAUAUAUGGUGUUUUCUACAUCUGUCUGGAUAAGAAAGCUGGCUCCUUGGCUACUCUGCUCUUGCUCUUCUGCUGGGUGGCCAGCAGUUUCUUGGGUUCCUGGCUUGGAUUCUCCCUUGCUUGGAAGGUUGUUGUGGUUGCCCAGAUAGUAUGCUGGACUGGGCAGUUCAUUGGGCAUGGUGUCUUUGAGAAACGAGCACCAGCUCUUUUGGACAAUCUUGUUCAAGCAUUUCUAAUGGCUCCCUUCUUUGUGUUGUUGGAGGCUCUUCAGACCUUCGCUUAUGAACCGUACCCGGGAUUUCAUGCAACUGUUCAAGCUAAGGUUGAUACUCAGAUCCGUGAGUGGCAAGAGAAGAAGCAGAAGUAAUUAAGAGUAAACCAUGAUGUCCUUCCACCUAUCUUAAUCCAUUACAUGCAUGAAUAUUAGACUCAUUAACGGGGCUUUGUUCUUGAAAUGUUGGAAGCUAUCUGUACAAAGCUUUCGUUUGUGUUGAAUCAUGAAAAUUAUAUUGGAAAUGAAGUGUCGAGUUCUUCAUUUAUUCGUCAUUUAUGGUGCAUGAUCCCUUUUUGAUGGACUGUGGAAGAUUGCUGUUUGAUCUCUGGUGAUUCAUUGCGGUGCAAUUCAGAACAUUGUUGUUCUUAGUUCGGCUUAGCUUAGAACUCUGAAUUUCUAGAGGUUAUUCAAUGGGGAAAAGGUACAGUGACCAUUUCAUUCUUUGCAUGAAUAUACUUUGUAUGUCGCUUAUAAGCAUCUGACUGCUUUCAGCUUCAAGCCAUGUGCCAUCGACAGAAUGGUCAUCAUUCGAUAUUGAACUGGGUGAUUUGGCACCAAACUGAACUUGAAGAACCUGCACAAAAUGGCUAGUGCCAUCUUCAUUUGGAGAUAUGCAGAGUCUUUACCAAGGCAGAUUCUUGGUCCAGCCUAUGAACACACCAGCAGGCCGAGAGCUCCCUUUAGUUCCAACAAUAAAAAAAUUCGGUUUAGUAGCAAAGUGGUUGAGGAAAAGACUUACUUGAAAUGCUGUGAACUUGAAAGGAGACGAGUUCUGGAACAACCCAUCUUUCAGCCAUCUCUCUGGCUUGAACAAAGCUGCAUCAUAUCCCCAGUUGUACUCCAUCCUUCCCAUGGAAUAAGGCACAUAAGUCACCAUGCCUCCGGCUUUCACUUUAGUACCAUCUGGCAACACAUCAUCCUCUAGGAUCCCUUUUGGGUCCUGAGGGACUGCGGGGUAAAGCCGAAGUGUCUCUGUAAUCACUGCAUGGAGGUAAUGCAGUUUCCCUAAUGAAUCAUAGUUCAAAAGCCCUGCAUACUGCUUCACACGCUUGUUAAACAAUUCAAUGUCAUCCACAUCAUCACAUUCAACGAAUGUUGCAUUCUCUUCCUUUGCUCUCUCAUUCUCAAAUGCCUUGAGUUCCAUGUAGAGCUUCUCGGCUACAUGGCUAUGUGUCAUUAUCAUGUACACAGCCCAUGAGAGAGUUGUGGCUGUCGUGUCUCGACCGGCUAUCACAAAGUUGAGAACAACAUCUCUUAGGCUUUUGUCUGUCAUUUUGCUCUCUGGGUCUUCGCCUAGCUCUAUGAACCUCGAUAAUAUGUCGUGUUUCAUCUUGUUAUCUUUAUCAGUUGCUUGAGCUUCCUCAAGUUCUGCUUUCCUUCUUCUGAUUACAGAAUACGUGAAAUCAUUGAUUAUCUUUAUGCUCUUGUCGAGUAGAGCUUCCGAGCCUGCAUUGAACAGCUUCUUUAUCCUCCACAAUGGAUCGAUGAACCGAAGCGUUACGAUGAUGUUUGCAGUAUCGAAAGCCUGCGCAAACUGGUUUUCCGGCAGGUCGGGUGCCAGAGUUCCUAUCUCGACUCCAAACCCAACUUUGCAUAUUGAAUCCAGUGUCAUCCUCAUCAAAAGUUCCUGUGAAAGAAAUUACAGGCCAGAUAAUUACAGGCUCGUGAACGCAUCAGACAGACUGGAGUCAUGUAUUGAACAUUAUACCUGCAUAUCUACUACUUGAUUGUGGGAAGAAGUCUCAGUGAGGAUAGCAGAGAGUUUGAGGCUGUACUCUCUGAAGACAACUGUGCUGAAAUCCCUCAAGUUCUUGGAAGCAAACUCAAAGCUAGCUGUCUUCCUUUGUUUCCUCCAGAGCUCUCCAUCGACGUUGAAUAUCCCAUCUCCAAGCAGAACUUCCAUGUAUGAAUGGUACGUCUCUCCCUAGUUUUUACAGUGGUAUCAACGGUAAGUACCUGCAAAAAUGAUUGCUGCAGAAGAAAUGUGAAAAGUUGGUCAUUCUUUUCUGUUUUACCUUUGGAUAGUUAGCAAAGUUGGUCUUGAGAACAUGCUCAACACUUGCAGGGUCAGCUAUGUAAGUGUAUGUUGUGGAUGGCAUUGGAACCACGACAGUCUGACAUUCGGACAAGUAAUUGACAAGCCAGUCGUGCAUCCUGUCGAAGUUCAUCAGCUGCUCAAUGGCUGCUCCAAAGAUCGGCCAUGUCUUUGGACCUUUCUUGUUCCUCUGGUUCCAUCUGUGCACGAAAACCCACGAGACAAAGAGACAAGCUACGAUGAGGAACAUGGAUACAAGACCCUUUUCAUCUUCCAUUGGAUGAUACUUGAAUUGGUAAACAGAGAUCAGUGAUAUGCAAGGUUGAUUAAGAUGAAUGCAACAACAAAUGUAAAGCUUGAAAUCCGAACCAGUUUGAUAUAAAAUUAGUUUUGACAUGCUUGGGCAAGUUGGUGAAAGGGGAAAGAUUAGUUGGUUGAAAUUCACUCUUUGCAUGAUCUUGCAACACUAGCUGUCCCGCUUGACUAGCAGAGGAGAAGUAGAUCGAUAGUAGAAACGUGCUCAGGAAAAGAUGGCAACUUCAAUGAAGAAAACAAGCUGUAUGAUUUCUUUUUGUUUUGUUUUUUCAUGUCAAAUAAAAAAGUUAUGUGUUGUGGCUCUAAAAAAUUCAAAUUUACAAUAAUGCCGCUCAUUUAUAUUCUUCUUGCCCAAAUUUCAAUGUAAAACAAC
Molecule: messenger RNA, 3392 nt
Organism: Linum tenue
Lineage: Eukaryota; Viridiplantae; Streptophyta; Magnoliopsida; Malpighiales; Linaceae
Source: the annotation of a GenBank genome assembly